GAGAAAAUCACUCGCCAACUUGAGCGCCAGUAGAAGUUACCUCGACAUGGCUGACGCCGCCGCUGCGAAACUCGAAGAUGUUACCUUGACUGAAAAGGAAACCAAGCGUGUGCAAACGCGCUUGACCAAGGCCAGUGGCCCGGCGAUUGCUGACAGCCACAAGAUCGGAGGACCGUUUACGAUUGAACCGAACCCGGCCUUCUUGCAGCGUCGCAUUGCUGUCUAUGACCGUGUGAUGGCCAAGCAAAAGGAGGAAAUUGCUGCGCAACCUCGUAAGCCCAUCAAGAUCACCCUGCCCGAUGGGAACGUGAAGGAAGGCACUUCGUGGGAGACGACUCCUUUGGAUAUCGCAAAGGCGAUCUCGCAAGGCUUGGCGGAAUCCGUUGUAGUAGCAAAGGUCAAGUACGUUGGCAAGCCCAACGACCCGUUCAGCGUUACUGCUGCCGACAUCGACGGGAACGAGUCCCAGGAAGCCGACACGUGCUGCUGUGCCGGCGGAAGCGACCAAGUGGAAGAACUCUGGGAUGUGUUUCGUCCGUUGAUUGGAGACUGCAAGCUCCAGCUGCUCAAGUUCGAAGACCACGAAGGCAAGAUGGUGUUCUGGCACUCGAGUGCCCACGUGUUGGGCGAAGGGCUUGAAAUGCUCAAGGGGUGCCACUUGACCAUCGGACCUCCAGUGGAAGGCGGGUUCUAUUACGACUCGUACAUGGGUGACAACACGAUUGCGGAAACGGAAUUAAAGGAAAUCGAAAAGCGCGCGGCCCAAGUCGUCAAGGAAAAGCAGCCGUUCGAACGUAUUGUGUUGACCAAGGAAGAAGCGCUCGAACUGUUCGCGGACAAUGUGUUCAAGACCCAAAUUAUCAGCACCAAGAUUCCUGACGGCGGAAAAACUACAGCGUACCGCUGCGGGCCGUUGAUUGAUUUGUGCCGUGGGCCGCAUGUGCCCCACACGGGCAAGAUCAAGGCCCUCGCUGUCACUCGCACCUCCAGUACCUACUGGUUGGGCAAGACCACCAACGAUUCCCUCCAGCGCGUGUACGGCAUCAGUUUCCCUGACGCCAAGCAGCUGAAGGAGUGGAAGCAUUUCCAAGAAGAAGCCGCCAAGCGUGACCAUCGCCGCCUUGGUAUCCAAGAAGAGCUCUUCUUCUUCCACCAACUCAGUCCCGGGUGUUGUUUCUUUUUGCCCCACGGCGCCCGCGUCUACUUCAAGCUCCUCGAGUUUAUCCGCGCCGAGUACCGCAAGCGAGGGUACAACGAAGUCAUCACGCCCAACGUGUUCAACAUGGAUCUGUGGAAAACGUCUGGCCAUGCCGCGCUCUACAAGGACUGCAUGUUCGUAUUUGAUGUGGAGGGCCAAGAGUUUGCGAUGAAGCCGAUGAACUGCCCGUCCCACUGCCUCAUGUUCGACCACCGCAUGCGCUCGUACCGCGAGUUGCCGUGGCGCGUGGCCGAUUGUGGUGUGUUGCAUCGUAACGAACUGAGCGGUGCGUUGACCGGGCUCACCCGUGUGCGUCGCUUCCAGCAAGAUGAUGCGCACAUCUUCUGCCGUGAAGACCAGAUCACGCAAGAAGUGCUCAACUUUUUGCAAUUCAUGAAGUACGUGUACGACGUGUUCGGGCUCAAGUACAAACUGAAGCUCUCGACCAAGCCGGAGAAGGCGCUCGGGUCGGCGGAAUUGUGGGAGAAGGCCGAAGCGCAAUUGGCCAGUGCCAUGGACACGUUUGCCGGAAAAGGCAACUGGACCGUCGAUCCUGGUGAUGGCGCGUUCUACGGCCCUAAGAUCGAUUUCACCGUCACGGACGCGUUGAACCGUCAACAUCAAUGCGCGACGUGUCAAUUGGAUUUUCAAUUGCCGAUUCGUUUCGAUUUGAAAUACCGCAGCGACGGGAGCCAAGCUGGCGAAGAAAACUUUGCGCGACCCGUUAUGAUCCAUCGCGCCAUCUACGGGUCGUUGGAGCGCUUCAUUGCAAUGAUCACGGAACACUUUGCCGCCAAAUUCCCGUUCUGGUUGAGCCCGCGCCAAGUCCUGAUUGUAAGCGUCGGCGCUGCCUUCAACGACUACGCCCAUCAAGUACGCGAAGAAAUCUUCGCCCAUGGUUUUGAAGUCGAAGUGGACGACUCGAACAAGACGCUCAACAAGAAGAUCCGGGAAGGCCAAAUGUCGCACUUCAACUUUAUCUGCGUCGUCGGUGCUGAAGAACAAGAAAAGCACGCGGUCAACAUCCGCACGCGCGACAACAAGGUCCACGGGACCAAGUCGGUGGCCGACACGAUUGCCCUCUUCCGCCACUUGGCCGACAACAAAGUCAAGGACGAAGACCACCCCAACAACGACGAAACGAAACAGGCAUAAGCCCGUUGGCGACAAUAAUGCAUAUGCGGAUUCGAUCGCCCCAUUUCCAAACGUA
Molecule: messenger RNA, 2408 nt
Organism: Aphanomyces invadans
Lineage: Eukaryota; Oomycota; Saprolegniomycetes; Saprolegniales; Verrucalvaceae
Product: threonine-tRNA ligase
Exons: 7
Coding region: 47-2353 (768 amino acids)
Biological process (GO): threonyl-tRNA aminoacylation
Cellular component (GO): mitochondrion; cytoplasm
Molecular function (GO): threonine-tRNA ligase activity; ATP binding
Source: RefSeq, a predicted model, not a curated record